Ascoidea rubescens DSM 1968 is the source of this 4575-nucleotide messenger RNA. RefSeq names its product Zn(II)2Cys6 transcription factor domain-containing protein. The transcript has a single exon. Lineage: Eukaryota; Fungi; Ascomycota; Saccharomycetes; Ascoideales; Ascoideaceae. Gene Ontology annotation, cellular component: nucleus. The record is from RefSeq and is a predicted model, not a curated record. Gene Ontology annotation, molecular function: transcription cis-regulatory region binding; zinc ion binding; DNA-binding transcription factor activity, RNA polymerase II-specific. The coding region runs from base 1 to 4575 and encodes 1524 amino acids. Gene Ontology annotation, biological process: positive regulation of transcription by RNA polymerase II.
AUGAGUCCUAAUACUGUUAUUCAGUCAGGAAACAGUAAAAGCAAAGCCAAUAAUAACGAAAAUAAUACUGGCGACAAUAAAAAAACCAACAAAGAAAAUAACAACAAUAAUAAUUCUGAAAAUAACCAGCAGCCCUUGAAAAAGAGAAAGAAAAGAAAAUAUAGCAGAGUUGGUUGUAAAGAAUGCAGAAGAAGAAAAAUUAAAUGCGAUGAAGGUAAACCCGAAUGUUGGCAAUGCCAUCAUUUAAAUAAAAAGUGUGUUUAUGAAAACAUUAUCAAAUUCAGUAGUGUUAAUCAUUUUAUUAUUAAUAAUCUACCCAAUGAUAACAAUUCUACUUCAACCACUUCAAAUACUCAAAAUACUUCAAACACUAUAAACCUGAAUUCUAAUAAAAAUUCUAAUAAAAACUCGAAUACCAAUAUUUCUGCUCCUGUUUCUGCUUUUGCUUUUGUUUCUACUUCUACUUCUACUCCUGCUCUUACUCCUUCUCUACCUGCAACUCAAGUCCCUAAUUUUAACAACAUCAUCAAAUUUGAAAAUUCAACAUCUAAAAAACCUCUUUCUAAACCUAGAAAUGUUAAUAUAAAACUGAAACCUCAAUCAUCCACAGCUAAAAAUCUUAAUAAUAAAAAUAAUAACAUUACUAACAAGAUUGACUCUAAUGACAUUCAAUCCGCUAAUCAAAAUCCUCAAAAUCCUCAAAACCCCCAAAACCCUUCGAAUGAAAGCCCAACUCUCACUGUUCUUCCAAAUAUAAAAACAAUUUUAAAUUUAAAAAAUAUUACAAAUCAAGAAAAUCAACACGAGACUCAGAAUCAAAGUCAAAAUCACAACCAAAUUCAAAAUCAAAACAUAAAUUCACAUUUACAUUCAAACACAACUGCAAAUCCAAAUCCAAAUUCAAAUUCAAAUUCAAAUUCAAAUUCAAAUUCAAAUUUAAGCUCCCCUUUGAUUUCUUCUCAAAGAAUGGGAUUCAUGCUAAAUUCUCAACAAAACAAUCAAAGUAAUCAAAAUAACCAACACGUUCACGACAUAAAUUUUAACAGCCCAUUUAAUUUCAAUUCUAAUAAUUUUUCAAAUUCUCAUCAUUUUAUUAACAAUGCCAAAAAUAUCAACACAUCCAACUCAAAAGAUAAAAAUUUAGUCUCUCAACAUAAUAAUAAUAACGAACUUAGAAAUCCUAAUCCUACUGCGACCACUACUAUAAAUAGUACCACAAAUGAUAGUACUAACACAAAUUUUGUUUUACAAAAUAUAUAUAAUAACAACAAUAAUAAUUCUCUUGAAAGUAGCAUAGAGCAAAAUUUAGACUCAUUAGAAGAGGAUCUAUUGGGAAAUGCUGAUGCUUUAACAACAAAUAUAAAUUACAUGAUAACAUCAAAUUCUUAUAACUCAGCAUAUUUCCAAAAUAAUCUGAUUAAUAAUGAAAAAAACAUCAACAAUCAUAAUAACAAUAACAGUGGCUUAUUACCCUUUUUGAACUCUGAUAAUCAGGAUGUUUUUCAAAUUGAUGAUUUUAUAAAUGAGUUGUUAUCAUUACCUUCAUCUAAUGAUCUUUAUUUACAAAAUGAUAAUAACAAUUUAAUCUUCCCUGAUUAUAAUAAUUUGAACUUUGAGUAUAUGAAAAAAAAUGACAAAAGUCUUUUUAGACAAUCUGAUCAGAACAUUAAUUCUUUUAACAACAUGAAUUUAGUUAAUUACAACUAUUCUAAUCAGAGAUCAUCAGAAAAUAGCAACGCCAAUAUUAACGCUAUUAACAACGUAAAUUCAAAUACCAAUAUUCACAAUAACAGUAAUUUUGGCAAUAGUGUUGGAAAUAAUUUUAAUCAUUUGAAUAAUUCUGGCAUUCAAGAAAGUGUCAAUAGCAAUCAUAACAUUACAUUGAUCUCCAAAAAUAAUAAUAAUUCUGGUACAAAUAAUAUCUUUAAUAAUCAUGAAGGCUUUAUCAAUAAUUUGAAUAACAACACUGCUUUCUUUCAAAAAGCUGAUACUAUUCAAAACAAUCAAACUAGUAUAAAUUACUUUAGAAAUUCUAAUAAUUUGCUUGAUAAUAACAAUAACAAUGAUGAUAAUAAUCACAAUAACAAUAAUAACAAUAACAAUAAAAAUGGCAGUAAUAAUCGCGAAGUUGGAAAUUCAAGUUUUAGAAAAAAUAAUACUGUAGUAAAAGAUGAUAAUAAACCUCGUCUUAAAAUGUUAGCUAAUCAUGUUUCAUUGACCAAAAGUGACAAUGUUUUGUUAAAGUUUCUUUCUGAAAGAAGAACCAAGUUUAAAGACAUUAAUAAUAAUUUAAUUUCGAAAAGUUUAAUUGAAAAUUAUUAUUAUUAUAAAGACUAUUUGCGAUAUAAGCCAAUUAUAUUGAAAUCAAUGUUAAAAUCUGUUCCAAUAACAAUUUUUGAUACAAUUAAUCUUAAUCACCAUCAUUUAAGCUAUUUGAGGAAAUUUUUCGAUGAAGUUAGUUUGAAGAUGUUACCAUUUGCUUGCACUUCAAGUUAUUAUCCUCCCGAGUAUUAUUUAUUAGACAAAUUGGCUCAAUUUAAUAAAUUAAAGUCUGGAUUUAAGUUUCUUGAUGAACAUCAAAAGAAUAAUAAUCCAUUGAUUGAGCAAAAUCCAAUUCGAGAUCUUUUAUUAAUUCAGAGUAAAAACUGUCCGUAUCUUUUGUCAUCGUUGUUAGCUAUAACGGCCAGGCUUGAAUUUCUUAAGAGCAAGAAUAUUCAGGAUGAAACGUAUAGAAAGAAUUAUUUGAUCAGUUGUUUGAAGAAUUUGAAUGAUAAUUUUAAAACAUUGAAGAUUCAUCAGGAACACUUAAAUGAUUCGACUACAUCGGGGGAGCAUUCUGUUGAUUCUAUUCAUGGCGAGAAUAAAGAAAGCAAUUCAUUUCCAUUGAAGCCUAAGAUUCUUCAAAAUAUUGACACAUUAAUUAUAACAGCACUUUUAUUGACUAUUGAGUCGACCAUAACUAACAAUAGUAAUGAUUUCAAGUCAUGGAGGAAUCAUCUUCAAGAUGCCAAAGUGUUAUUGAUGAAUUACUUGAAGUAUUUUAAUAGUAAGAAAAAGGCUGCGAUAGAGAAUAGAUCUAUUAAUAAUAAUAAUAAUAAUAAUAAUAAUAAUAAUAAUGAUAAUGAUAAUAAUAAUAGUGAUAGAAGUAGUUCAGGGAUUGGUAAUGAAGAGGGGAAGUUGACAUUAUCACCAAUGAUAACAUUUGCAAAGAUGAUUUUUAUGAGUGUUGAGUCGUUAGCGACAUUGACUAAUGAUUCUGAUGACCAUGAUUAUGGGAAGAAGAAUUACCAGAGAGAUAAGUAUCAUGGGGGGUCAUUGAAUUCCAUAGCAGAUGUUGAGUUGUUGUUAUUUGCAUCGAAACGAAGAAAAAAUAAAGAGAAAAAUGAAAUGGAAAGGGAUACAGAUGACGAAAAUGAAAGCGAGAGUGAUGAAGAUGGACAACUGACUAAUUAUCAAGACGAUGAUGAGGUUAUAACGUUAAAGAAGAUUGGGUUGAUUACAUUAAAUGGGUAUAAUUUGUAUUUGGGACGAUCGCAAGAGGCGAUUCUGUUGAUGAAGGCGAUUAUAAAAGUCAUUGAAGAAGGAAAACGAGAGGAUUCGAAAGGUGAAGAUUUCAGAGAGGUGGCUGAUGGGAAGAAAAUGAUGGGAAAGGAAGAGGAUAAGUAUUCGUAUUCUACAUUGUACAAGAGAAAUAAAAGGAUAUUGCACAUGUCUAGAUUAAUAUCAGAUUCUAGGAAUUUUAAGAUUGCAUCAAGAUCGUGUAUAAUAUCCAAGAAAAAUAAGUUUCAUCCGUUUUACAAGAAUCAACGACAACAUGAUAAGGUUGAUAUUGAAGGAAAUAAUUUCAAUAUUCGAUUACCAUAUUCAUGUUAUGGGUUUGGGUUAAGAAAAAACACGAAGAAUGGGAAAGCUGAGAAAUUUCUUUAUUCAUGGUAUGAUUUAUGUCACCAGGUUCAUGUGAAUGCAUUGUCGAUAAAGGUUUUUCGGUUGAAAUACUUGUACAAUUUUUCCAAAUACAAUGAAUUGGUUCAAGAAAUGGUGGUUGAUUCAUUGAAGUUAUAUUUUUUUCUUGAAUUGGAUUUGAUAGCCAAUGGGAAGGAUGAAAAAACAAAAGCAGAUGGUAGUAGGAGAGAUGGAGAUGGAAAUAGAAAUAGAAAUAGAAAUAGAAAUGGAGAUGGAGAUGGAGAUGGAGAUGGAGAUGGAGAUGGAGAUGGAGAUGGAGAUGGAGAUGGAGAUGAAGAUGAGGAUUUUGAAAUACCGGCAGAGCACAAAGAAAGGAUAUUCAAGAAGAUUGAAGACGACCACAGAUUGACGACAAUGCACUGGCCCAGCAUCAUGGUUGGGCUCAACUGUGUGAGAAAAAAGCAUCAGAAGAUCAUUGAGUUCUACUUUGAGUGUCUCAUGCACUUGAACAACGGGAGCUCGACGUCGUCGCUCCGGAAGUUGAAGAGGGUCUGGAAGACGGAGCAGGACCGGAAGGAGCGGGCCGAGGGAGCGCUGGUGCAAGAGGAGGAAGAGCUGCUGGAGAUGGAUGAGACCCUUUUUAAAGACUCAGACUUUGUGCCAUUCUUCUGA